Bombina bombina (fire-bellied toad) is the source of this 4881-nucleotide messenger RNA. RefSeq lists its product as uncharacterized. The coding region runs from base 97 to 4821 and encodes 1574 amino acids. The transcript is spliced from 9 exons. The record is from RefSeq and is a predicted model, not a curated record. Gene Ontology annotation, molecular function: nucleic acid binding. NCBI's taxonomy places the organism in Eukaryota, Metazoa, Chordata, Amphibia, Anura, Bombinatoridae.
GACACAGCCAGAGCACUGAGAGAUAUCAGGUAUUGAUGUAACUGGAGUGAAUAAGGGAACCUUCUUCCUGAGCACACAUUGGAGCCUGUUAUCAGCAUGAACUCAUAUGUGUUAGACAAACACAUGAAUAGUUCAUAUCCAUCCUUCACUAUUGGAAGCAUCAGAAUGAUACCGCAAACUACAAAAGUCUUAGACACUAAUGACUAUUCACAAACAUUGGGGAUAUCACAGCAGAUAUUUAAAGGAGAUGGUGAAUUGGCAGGAACUGUGAAGCAAUCAUUAUGUACAGAGAGUAAUUUAGUCAUCAAAAAAGAGGACAGCAUUUAUGAGUUAUCUAGUGAAAUUAUUAUCCCAGAGGAUAAACCACACACAUUUACUGAGUUUUUAAAACAUAUUAAAGAAGGGAAAAGUCUACAGUCUAGCCAAAUGAUUCAUACAAAGGAGAAAUCUUUCAAAUCUACAAAAUGUCAGAAAAGCUUUAGAUGGGAGUCUCCUCUACUAGAACACUACAAAAUUCACACAGGUGAGAAACCACACACAUAUCCUGAGUGUGGCAAAUGUUUUACACAAAUGGAUCAUCUGAAAUUUCAUAAAAAGAUUCACACAGGAAAAAAGCCUUUCACAUGUACAGAGUGUGGAAAAAGAUUUACACGUAUAAAUUGUCUGAAAACUCAUGAAAGGAUUCACACAGGAGAAAAGCCUUUCACUUGUACAGAGUGUGGAAAACGUUUUACACAUAAGAAUAAUCUGAAAACUCAUGAAAGGAUUCACACAGGAGAAAAGCCGUUCAUAUGUACAGUGUGUGGAAAAAGUUUUGCACAUAAGAAUAAUCUGAAAACUCAUGAACGGAUUCACACAGGAGAAAAGUCUUUCACAUGUACAGAGUGUGGAAAAAGUUUUACAAAAAUGAGUGAUCUGAAAACUCAUGAAAGGAUUCACACAGGGGAAAAGCCUUUCACAUGUACAGAGUGUGGAAAAACAUUUACACAUAUAAAUAGUCUGAAAACUCAUGAAAAGAUACACACAGGAGAAAAGCCUUUCACUUGUACAGUGUGUGGAAAAAGUUUUACACGAGUGUAUUAUCUUAAAUCUCAUGAAAGGAUUCACACAGGAGAAAAGCCGUUCACAUGUACAGAGUGUGGAAAAAGUUUUACACAUAUGAAUAAUCUGAAAAUUCAUGAAAUGAUUCACACAGGAGAAAAGCCUUUCACUUGUACAGAGUGUGGAAAAAGUUUUACACAUAAGAAUGGUCUGAAAACUCAUGAAAGGAUUCACACAGGAGAAAAGCCUUUCACAUGUACAGAGUGUGGAAAAUGUUUUACAGAAAAGAGUAAUCUGAAAACUCAUGAAAGGAUUCACACAGGAGAAAAGCCUUUCACAUGUACAGAGUGUGGAAAAUGUUUUACAGAAAAGAGUAGUCUUAAAACUCAUGAAAGGAUUCACACAGGAGAAAAGUCUUUCACAUGUACAGAGUGUGGAAAACGUUUUACAAAAAUUAGUGAUCUGAAAACUCAUGAAAGGAUUCACACAGGGGAAAAGCCUUUCACAUGUACAGAGUGUGGAAAAAGAUUUACACAUAUAAAUAGUCUGAAAACUCAUGAAAAGAUUCACACAGGAGAAAAGCCUUUCACUUGUACAGUGUGUGGAAAAAGUUUUACACGAGCGUAUUAUCUUAAAUCUCAUGAAAGGAUUCACACAGGAGAAAAGCCGUUCACAUGUACAGAGUGUGGAAAAAGAUUUACACAUAUGAAUAAUCUGAAAACUCAUGAAAUGAUUCACACAGGAGAAAAGCCUUUCACUUGUACAGUGUGUGGAAAAAGUUUUACACAAAUAAUUAAUCUGAAAACUCAUGAAAUGAUUCACACAGGAGAAAAGCCUUUCACUUGUACAGAGUGUGGAAAAAGUUUUACACGAGCGUAUUAUCUUAAAUCUCAUGAAAGGAUUCACACAGGAGAAAAGCCUUUCACAUGUACAGAGUGUGUGCCUAUGACACAGAUGGAUUGGGACUCAAAAAAUGGACCAGAUGCAUGGAGGAGAUUUCGCCAGCAUGUACAGCUCAUAUUCUCUGGCCCUCUCUGUGGCAAGCCUGAGGAAACCUUGUGCAGCUACUUGCUUCUCUGGGUAGGUGAAAAAGGGAGAGAUGUUUAUAAUACUUGGACGUUAAAAUUUGAGGAGUCUAAAAAGUUGAAGUCUUAUUAUGACAAAUUUGAGGAAUAUGUUAUGCCCAAAGCUAAUCCAAUCUUUGCAAGAUACACAUUUCAUGAAAAAAUGCAGGGGGGACAUGAGACAUUUGAACAUUUUGUAACAGAACUUAAAUUGCUUGUAAAAGACUGUGGAUAUGUUAACAGUGAUGAGAUGGCAUGUAAGUCAAGGCCGCCAGAUACACGUAAAACUGUACAUACAGUUCAAAACACAAAUUUUGAGGAGCUGGAUGAAAUGUUUAUUGAUGCAGUUAACAAAGAGCUCUGCUUGCAGGUUGAUGUGUCAAAGAGUGGCCUAGGUGCUGAAUUGCUCCAAGAAGGUGACUUUGAAAACUUUGCAGUUCAUUGGGCCUUUGCACAUGUAACAUCCAGUCCGCAACAUCCACAAAGCAAUGGUCUUGCAGAAAAGACAGUGCAAACAGCAAAGACCAUAGUAAACAAAGCAAAAGCUGAAGGAAAGGACUCAUACCUCAGCCUGCUGGAACACAGGAAUACCCCUGUGGAUGGAUUCAAGUCUCCCUUACAAUUGCUCAUGAGUAGACGUCUACGUUCUAUCCUGCCUACAACUGGGGAACAACUACAUUCUCAGCAAGCCAGUGGUCAAUGGGUGCCUGCCACUAUUCUGCAGCCUGGAGACACACAAAGAUCUUACCUUAUCCGCACCAGCGAUGAUCAAGUUCUCUGUUGCAAACGACACCUGAUGGAAAAACUAAUAGAGCCCAGGGACAAUUUGUUCCUAGAGGAAGUGAUUUGUUUAUUCGAUGACCACCACGAGUGCUUACUACAAGCCUGGUCCGCUGAAUGGGACAUCCUACACACGCUAGCAAAUCAAGUUGGACAUCGGCAUCUUAAACCCAGAGAACCACCUGGGAAAUUGAAGGAAGAGGCCAUAAACCAAAUAUUAGAGGACCAGUUUGAGGACCUUGAAAAUCGGUCCAGGCGAUCCAAUAACCAUAUACGAAACUUACCAGAAAGCUAUACCAACCUCCCUGAAACACUGCUAAAACUAUUCCAUCAACUACUACCAGAUGUGGAUAAUACAAUGUUCCUGAUGGACAGAGCACGUAGGGCACGAUCAAGACCACCACAGCCCUCUCUUGCUAGGGAUGUUAUAGUGAAGCUCCACUAUUACCACAUCAAAGGACAACUAAUUAAAGCAGCAAGACUCUCCUCUACUUUGUCAUUUGAAGGACAUCACAUCCAGAUCUAUACAGAUCUUGCUCUGGUCACACUCCGCAGACGUAGAGAAUUCAAACCCAUCCUCAUGGUUCUCAACAAUUCCCAGAUGAAAUACAGAUGGAACUUCCCUUUCCGAUUGGUAUUUAAUUACCAGAAUGUCACCUACUCCUGCAUGAUGAUUGAGGACGGACAAAGGCUAUUAACUUCAUCUAGCCCCAGGAGAAAUCUUUCAAAUCUACAAAAUGUCAGAAAAGCUUUAGAUGGGAGUCUCCUACUAGAAGACUACAAAAUUAACACAGGUGAGAAACCACACACAUGUCCUGAGUGUGGCAAAUGUUUUACACAAAUGGAUCAUCUGAAAUUUCAUACAAAGAUUCACACAGGAAAAAAGCCUUUCACAUGUACAGAGUGUGGAAAACGUUUUACACAAAAGAGUAUCCUGAAAAAGCAUGAAAGGAGUCACACAGGAGAAAAACCUUUCACAUGUACAGAGUGUGGAAAAAGUUUUACACAUAUGAAUAAUCUGAAAACUCAUGAAAGGAUUCACACAGGAGAAAAGCCUUUCACUUGUACAGAGUGUGGAAAAAGUUUUACACAUAUGAAUAAUCUGAAAACUCAUGAAAGGAUUCACACAGGAGAAAAACCUUUCACUUGUACAGAGUGUGGAAAAAAUUUUACACAAAUGAGUGAUCUGAAAACUCAUGAAAGGAUUCACACAGGAGAAAAGCCUUUCACUUGUACAGAGUGUGGAAAAAGUUUUACACAUAUGAAUAAUCUGAAAACUCAUGAAAGGAUUCACACAGGAGAAAAGCCUUUCACUUGUACAGAGUGUGGAAAAAGUUUUACACGAGUGGAUUAUCUGAAAUCUCAUGAAAGGAUUCACACAGGAGAAAAGUCUUUCACAUGUACAGAGUGUGGAAAAAGUUUUACACAUAAGAAUAAUCUGAAAACUCAUGAAAGGAUUCACACAGGGGAAAAGCCUUUCACAUGUACAGAGUGUGGAAAAAGUUUUACACAAAUGAGUGAUCUGAAAACUCAUGAAAGGAUUCACACAGGAGAAAAGCCUUUCACUUGUACAGAGUGUGGAAAAAGUUUUACACAAAAGAGUGAUCUGAAAACUCAUGAAAGGAUUCACACAGGGGAAAAGCCUUUCAAAUGUACAGAGUGUGGAAAAAGUUUUACACAUAUGAAUAAUCUGAAAACUCAUAAAAGGAUUCACACAGGAGAAAAGCCUUUCAAAUGUACAGAGUGUGGAAAAAGUUUUACACGAGUGGAUUAUCUUAAAUCUCAUGAAAGGAUUCACACAGGAGAAAAGCCGUUCACAUGUACAGAGUGUGGAAAAAGUUUUACACAUAUGAAUAAUCUGAAAACUCAUGUAAUGAUUCACAAGGGAAGAAACCUUUCACAUGUUUAUAAAGUGGAAAAAAGGUUUUCCAUUUAAAGGGGAGGAUUGUCCAUGGCUUCAUUCAUUACUAGUGGGAAUUAAGAACCUGGCCACCAG